AGUCCAAACGCAAGCGAGACCAGUAGACGCGCGUUCUGUGAGCCGUGUGUUUGUGAGUGAAGCGUGAAGAUGCUGCAGCAGAUCCUGGCUGACAUGUACAUCGAGCCGGAGCUGCUGUCCGAGCUCAACGAGGAGCAGAAACAGGUGCUGUUCCUCAAGAUGAGGGAAGAGCAGAUCAGGAGAUGGAGAGAGCGAGAGACACAGCUGGAGAAGGAGGAGGCUGCACGCCUGAAAGACAGAAAAGUUUCAGGAAAGUUUGUGUCAUGGAUGAAGGGUCUUGAUGAUGAUGUGUGGGUUUGGGUGAUGGGAGAACAUCGUGACGACAAACCUUACGAUCAAAUCUGUGACGAGAUCAUGGGCGAGAGAGCAGCGCUGCAGGCGCAGAGAGAGGCUGAGCAGCUCAGGGCGAGGAAAGAAGCUGAGCUGGAGAAGCGCUUCUCUGGGCUGAGUCUCGAGCCGGAGCAGGUCGUGUUGGCGGAUCAGCUGAAGGCCAGAGAGGAACAGAGAAGAGCAGACGAGGAACUCAAGGAGGAGAGGCGUAAGGCUGAGGAGGAUCUGAGGAGGCUGGAGCAGGAGAGAAAACAGCAGAUCUACAUCAGCCUGAAGGAGAAGAAGCAGCAAGAACACACACACGACCAGCAGGACAACCACUGGCAGCAGACAUUGCAGAAGUCAAAAGCCGCAGACGUGCGUAGACGGUCUCUAGCCAAGCAGACGAUGGAGGAUCACCGCAGGCGCUCAGUGAAAGCUCUGGAGAGAGGACGUGUAGCGGCCGUCACAAAGGCCUUCGCCAGCCCAAACCCAGACCCUCCACCGAAACCCAAACCCAGAAACACCAGCGCUGCCAUCAGCCGGAAGGCUGGUAUGCGGCGCUCGUUUUCGACGACUAGUCGAGAUCAUAUCGUCCGCUGGUUUCGGGAGGAGCAGUUCCCCCUCAGAGCAGGAUUCCAGCGCGACCACAGCCGGAUCGCCCGCUGGUUUCACGGUAUAAUAUCUCGUGAACAGGCGGAGGCGCUGCUGAAGGACGGCGGGCCCGGGCUCUUCCUGGUGCGUGUUAGCGAGAGGAUAUUUGGAUAUGUGCUCUCCUACCGAUCGAAAGAGGAAGUCAAGCACCUGCUGAUCGACGCCUCGGAGAACUGCUACAUGCUCCUGGGGGACCAGAUCAGAUUCACAUCCCUCAGUGAACUCGUGGAGUAUCAUCAGGUGGAGCCGCUGAGCUCGUGUGGAGAAGAGGAGUUUCUGCUGCAGGCGUGCGGACAGAGCGAGGCCACAGCGGACUAUACCGAGCUCUUCACCUGACACACACACACACACACACACACACACGUGCGGACAGAGCGAGGCCACAGCGGACUAUACCGAGCUCUUCACCUGACACACACACACACACACACACACACACACACACACACGUGCGGACAGAGUGAGGCCACAGCGGACUAUACCGAGCUCUUCACCUGACACACACACACACACACACACACACGUGCGGACAGAGUGAGGCCACAGCGGACUAUACCGAGCUCUUCACCUGACACACACACACACACGUGCGGACAGAGCGAGGCCACAGCGGACUAUACCGAGCUCUUCACCUGACACACACACACACACACACACACACACACACGUGCGGACCGAGCGAGGCCACAGCGGACUAUACCGAGCUCUUCACCUGACACACACACACACACACACACUACUCUCACAUCAAUCAGAACAACACACAAUCAUGACUCUCAUUACAGUCAGUUUCACAAUUCAUAAACACCCCGUUUUAAAAGUAUUGAAUUUAACUGAAAAGUAUAAAUCCGCAAUUUUCCAUCUACAUAUAUGCGCCUGUUCCUUCGUGUAGAACAG
This is a messenger RNA of Rhinichthys klamathensis goyatoka, 1860 nucleotides long. It is a transcript of the gene sh2d4a, whose product is annotated as SH2 domain containing 4A. The transcript is spliced from 8 exons. The coding region runs from base 70 to 1299 and encodes 409 amino acids. Gene Ontology annotation, cellular component: cytoplasm. The record is from RefSeq and is a predicted model, not a curated record. Lineage: Eukaryota; Metazoa; Chordata; Actinopteri; Cypriniformes; Leuciscidae.